Molecule: messenger RNA, 3517 nt
Organism: Gadus morhua (Atlantic cod)
Lineage: Eukaryota; Metazoa; Chordata; Actinopteri; Gadiformes; Gadidae
Gene: galnt12
Product: UDP-N-acetyl-alpha-D-galactosamine:polypeptide N-acetylgalactosaminyltransferase 12
Exons: 10
Coding region: 606-2351 (581 amino acids)
Biological process (GO): protein O-linked glycosylation
Cellular component (GO): Golgi apparatus
Molecular function (GO): polypeptide N-acetylgalactosaminyltransferase activity
Source: RefSeq, a predicted model, not a curated record
UAUUGAUUACCCCUUUCACUGCGCGCUUGAUGGCUUGGUCGAGCUCGAACUUCCAAGUUCAAGUAACUGGCUGGACUUAGUUUGUUUAUCGGAGUUCAGGGUCUACUUCAGGAGGCUUUUCUUUAACCAGCCCGGGGUUGAACACAAUAACACGCUGUGUGGCUAUGCGUCAACACAGGGUGUAGUUGAGGUGAGAAGAAAUCAGGAACAGAAUAACAAACUGACCACGAAGCCAGUGGAUGGGAGCUGUGCCUGAUUUGACCUGGAUCCACAGGAAGCCUUAAUCCAACGCUGUUCCUCUGAAUAAUUGGUCCUGACAAAUCCUCGCCAGUCCUAAUUACACCACUCACUCACAUCGAGGAAGGUGUGUCAGUGCGACUUUGAUCCUCCAAAGUGGUGACGCCUUUCCAGCGGCACAAAGAAGUUGGGAUGGACACAGAAUGUUUCUUGAAUCCAAACUACAACUAGCAAUGCACACUUCUUGAUGAUAACCUGUUAUGCAACGUCACACCGCUGUGUCCAAUCCAUCAGUAACCCGCUCCGUUUGAUCAGAGUCGCUCGCUUGUGGUAUGACACCGUUUAGCUGGAGAAGGAAGUGAGUGUGCAUGAUGGCACUCUACUGGAGGAGAAUUAAAUUAAAGUCAAUUUUUCUACUUUUUGGAGCUUGUUUUGUGGGAUAUUUACUUUUUAUGAGGAAUAGUUCAGACAGUAUGAGCUCUACAAGACGACGAGACGCCCCCGGGCCGCAGGACCCAGAGACGGACGAAGAGUUCCUCACGAAGCCUGUGUAUGAGAAGCCUCCGCUGGAUGUGAACGGACUGGGAGAACUGGGGAGAGCGGUCAAGCUCGAUCUGCAAGGAGAGGAUAAGAAAAAGGAGCAAGAGAGCAUCGAUAAACAUCAGAUUAAUAUAUAUGUCAGCGAUAAGAUUUCACUGCACCGCAGGUUGUCUGAAAGGCGAAAUCCACUUUGCAAGGAGGUGAAGUACGACUACCGGUCGCUGCCCACCACCUCGGUGGUCAUUGCCUUCUACAACGAGGCCUGGUCAACCCUGCUGAGGACGGUGCACAGCGUGCUGGAGACGUCCCCUGACAUCCUGCUCAAAGAGAUCAUCCUGGUGGACGACUACAGCGACCGAGCGCACCUGAAGGCUCCGUUGGAAGCCUACAUCUCUGGCUGGAGGAAGGUGCGCUUAAUUCGCGCAAAUAAGAGGGAGGGGCUAGUGCGCGCCCGGUUGCUAGGGGCCUCCAUCUCUACCGGUGACGUGCUGACUUUCCUGGACUGCCACUGCGAGUGUCACACCGGCUGGCUGGAGCCCCUGCUCCAAAGGAUCAAGGAGGAGCCGUCGGCCGUGGUGUGUCCGGUGAUCGACGUGAUCGACUGGAACACCUUCCAGUACCUGGGCAACGCCGGGGAGCCCCAGAUCGGAGGCUUCGACUGGCGGCUGGUCUUCACCUGGCACGUCGUACCGCCCUACGAGCAGCAGCGACGCCGCUCGCCCAUCGAUGUCAUCAGGUCUCCUACCAUGGCUGGGGGGCUGUUUGCCGUGAAGAAGGACUACUUCCUGUACCUGGGGACCUAUGACACCGGGAUGGAAGUGUGGGGCGGAGAGAACCUGGAGUUCUCCUUCAGGAUCUGGCAGUGUGGGGGCACCCUGGAGGUCCACCCCUGCUCCCACGUGGGCCACAUCUUCCCCAAGAAGGCCCCCUACUCACGGAGCAAGGCGCUGUCCAACAGCGUGCGUGCUGCCGAGGUCUGGAUGGAUGACUACAAGAACCUCUACUACCACCGCAACCCCCACGCUAGGCUGGAAGCCUUCGGGGACGUGACGGCGCGGCUGCAGCUGAGACAGAAGCUGGGCUGCAAGAGCUUCAAGUGGUUCCUGGACACCAUCUACCCAGACCUCUCUGUCCCGGAGGACCGGCCCGGCAUGUUCGGCAUGCUGAAGAAUCGCGGCAUGACCAACUACUGCUUCGACUACAACCCUCCUAACGAUAUCCUGGUGUCGGGCGAAAGGAUCAUCCUGUACUCGUGCCACGGCAUGGGCCAGAACCAGUUCUUUGAGUUCACCUCCGCCGGGGAGAUCCAGUACAACACCAGGGCCCCGGAGGGCUGUGCUGCGGUCGACAACGUGUCCACCUACCUCACCGUCAUGCACUGCAGCGGUCACCUCAAACCCGUGCCGCCCGACCAGAAGUUUGAGUUCCGGAAGGACGGGACCCUGUUCCACCCGGGCAGCAACAAGUGCCUGGAGGCGGUGUCCAAGACGGACAACGGCAAGCCGGCGCCCGGCCUGCGAACGUGCAGCGACUCGGCCAACCAGCACUGGGUCUUUGAGGAGAGGAUGCCCUAGUACAGCGGGGGGGCGGGGGCUCGUCUCUCAUUGGUGGGACCCUGGUCAAGUGUGAGGUGAUCAAAAUCGGGGUCGAAUUAAGAGAUGUUCUACGUUUACCGUCUCCUUCUGAGAAUCGACCAGAACGCAAGGAAGGAGUGGUUUUCCGCCCUUUUUCCGGGCUUUUAUUUUGAACUUUUGGUUUCUCAUCACAGCUUGCUGUUAUUGGACCAAUUAGGAUAAGUACAGGUGACCUGCACCAUGAAGUCAUUUUCAGCUCAAUUUUAUAAUGGAAGAUGAAGAUAACGUCGUUCGCUCAAUCUCACGCAAAGUUUAUGCUGGUCCACACAUCGGGGAGGGACGAGAGAACGUGGAAUAUUCCAGAUUCAACUGGUUCGGCAAACUUGUGAGAAGAGUUGACCUUUGUGAUUAUACAUCCUAGCGCUUGGACCUGAUGUCCUAGACUGCAGCACUGUGUCAUUGUUGAGUCGGCACCAUUCAGGGACGUUGAUCUCAAUCACGGUGUCCACUAGAGGGCGCCAACACACCAUUUAGUAAUUAGCCUCCAACUGCCGCCAGGCGUUUUUUGACCUUUCUAACCGUUCACUAGUUUGGGUUUUUGUCUAGAUCAUUAGUUUAGCAAUGGCCUUAUGUUCGCCUCAUCCACUCUGAUGACGGCAGAAAUACGCAGGUUUUGGAGGAAUCUUUAUUUUCUUUCACAAGACUUUGCAGUGCUAACAACAGAAGGCAAAACCAUGGUUAAAUGUUUUUGGAGUCGCUCCCAUCGUGUUGGUUACUCCUAAUUCUUAGUGUUGAUAUCCCUGUUAGCCAAUAAGUCAUGGACAGCUUUUCUAGGGGGGAAGGGUGCUGAUGUGCAUUCAAAUCUUGACCUGUGUACUCAUUUCCAUUUGAUUCAUUUCAUAUGAAGUAUGUAUUUUUGUGUGUUUUCAUUCUCAUUUGAAUGUCAGUCUGUGUUGCUACGUCGAUUUGCUGUUGAAUACUGCAAAUACUAAUUGAAGGUAUUUUCCUUGAUUAUUUAUAAAAGUGCCUUAUCCUUGACAGAAAGACAGCCAACCAACGUAUGAGAAAAAAUCAUCAUGGAUAAUAUGUGAUUAAUAUAAUACUACACACUUGUUUUUACUAUCGAUUACAAAAAUAUAAAAUGGGCAAAAUAAUGUCUAACCCCU